Rotaria sp. Silwood1 is the source of this 1614-nucleotide messenger RNA. The record is from the annotation of a GenBank genome assembly. NCBI's taxonomy places the organism in Eukaryota, Metazoa, Rotifera, Eurotatoria, Philodinida, Philodinidae.
AUGUUCAAAUCAAAUUAUUCAUCUCAACGCUCAUCAUUUCGUUCACAUCAUCCAUCAUCUCAUCAUUCACCAUCACAUCAAUCACAUCGUUUACAUUUACAUGAAAAAUAUUCAACAUUUCAUGUUCACUCGUCAGAUUAUGAAGUUGUAUUUGUGAAUAACGAAACAUCAACAAAUACAAUGAACAAAUUAUUGAAUCAUGUGAAUACAUGCAAACAAUAUUCGAUAGACACCGAAUCUGAACGAGCAAACAAUCAAUUAUCAUUAAUACAAAUUAAUUCAAUACCAAUUGAAACACCAUCACGUGUAAUGUUAUUCGAACUGAAGCACUUACCGGAUCAACAUUCACAAAAGUAUGAAAAAAUUCUUCAAAUGUUUCAAUUAAUUUUUAGGUUGGACAAUGAAAUUUAUUCUUGGGGAAACAUGCACAGGGAACUUGAACCAGCAAAAGAUUUAAUUAUCUGGCCAAUUCCAGCAGAAUUAAUUGAUAUUCAACCACAUUUUUCGGUGUGGUAUGAUUGGGCACGGACCCAGUGUGGGGUCCAGAGCCUGUCACAUCGAAAUGAUAAGAACAACGAUAAUGAAAUUAUACAACAACAUCAUCAACAAUCAUCAUGUCAUUGUCAUCCACCAUCACCAUACAAAAUCAAUGAACUUUGGUCUCUUCAAAAUGCAUUUAUGUAUGGAUGUAAAUUAUUUAUCGACAAAUCAUGCAGAUUAAGUCAUUGGUCAUUAAGUUUAUCAUCAAGUCAUUCAUCAUUAUCACAUGUUGAACGAAUGAAGAUGAUCCAUUAUGCUACACAUGAUGUUAUGGCUGUUACAUUUUUAGUACGACCAAUUACUGAACAAUGGACAUUUGAAAAAAUUAAAAAUAGGAAAAUGAAUGAAAUGCUCGUCGCAUUUAAUUCAAUUAAACUUCCACCAUUAUCAACAUCAAAAAAUAAAAAAAUUAAGAACAUCAACAUGCAAAAAUUCGCUACAUUAUUUAGGUGUAAUGAUCCAGCAGCAGAACAAAUUUCGUCGGAUGAUGAGAUAUAUUUGAAUCAAUUAAUUGAACCGAAUGAUUUUAAAAAUGAACAAGAUCAAAUUGAACCAAUUGAUGUUGAUUAUACACCAGUCAUCAAUGAUGAUGAACCAACUGAACCAAUACAACAACGAGAACCUGAACCAACUGAACAAGAAUUAAAUGGUAUUGAAUUAAUUAUUAAUGCUGAAAAUCAACUUGAAGAACAUCAUGAUAAUGAAGGAAUUAAACCAAAUGAAGGUCUUGAGAAAAAUCCACCAAAAAGGAAAAAUAAACCACAUCGUCAUCGUGAACGUUCACAAGCAGCAAGAAAACGAAAAAACAAAAAAAGAACUAAGAAACUUCGUCUACAUCGUUAUCGAUAUUGUGUUACUCAACCAUUAUAUUUUAAAUAUCCAAUGGCAUUGGUGAGAAUGGUAUUAGAUGAAUACAAUAUCGAUUAUGUACACGUUAAGAGACAAGAAGGAUAUUUAGUAGUUGGUCUGAAGAACAAGUUAAUCAAGAAACAAUAUGAACGACAAAUACCAGAAGAUUUAUUUGAUGGAAGAAAUUAUCAACGUCAUUAUCGACGACAACGACGAACAAGAUAA